UACCCUUCAUAUCUGCUCGAGUCCACCCACUCUCAGUGUCUUUCUUACUUUUCACGCCCUUUCUUUCUACAGUUCGAUGCUUUCUACAAAUCACCAAAGAGAAUGGGUCCAUACUCAAUGCUCAUGAUCUUCAUAUUCAUGGUAACAUCCAGUCAAAAUCAUGGCACAGUUUACGUCGAUGGGGCAAGAGAUCCAGGGCUGUCCGUAAGCGUUCAGAGAAAACAGCAUGAGAUGAGCCAUCUGUCCAUUGAUAAGCAUUUUGGUUCCAGUAGCGACAUCGGCAAAAUAUUGAAGCUCCUGAUGGCAUUAGAGGUUGCAACGACAAGACUUGAGCAAAUUCAAGCUGAACUUGAUGAGAAGAUUACCGGCAUAGAGCAGAAGCUGCUUGUGCUAGAAUCUCCGCCCGGCCGGCUGCCUUCCAACGAGAUGCUCGGCGAAGUUGUUGUGAGUACGGACCUCAUGCAGGUGUCAGAUGCCAUGGGACACAUAGCCGCGCCUUCCGUACCAGACCGUGGUGGCGGUGCAGGACUAAGCACGCAAACGGUACCGAUAGAUUUGGUACACCAGAAUCCUGGAUUUUAUACCGAGCAGCAACAACAAAAACCAACACAACCACCUCAGACGCAACAAGAUAUCCGAACGCAACCAUUGCAAACGCAACAAGAUCUUGAGGAUCCACAGUCACAACCAUCACUGCCACGGUCACAGCCGUCGCACCAAGACCAGGAACUAGAAAAGGAAUCCCCUCUGCAACAACCGUCGUCAUUACAACAGCAACGGCAGGGAACUGCUGGAAAUAAGCUGGAUGAAAUCGACCAGAUAAUUGAACUGGCUAGUGGACUCAAACGCCGCCAUGAUGAGGCUCCACCGUCUAACCAAAUGAGAUCGUCAGGGUGGAGUCCACCUGUAUGGAAGGACGACCGGAGAGCAAGAAUUCCCCCAAUUGUGGAGGCCUUGGCCCGCCAGGGAAAAAUGGUGGAGAGGGAGGGGUUACCUUGGUUAUCUCUCAAGUAGGGCUAUUUACAGGUGUUUUUGUGGUACUGCAGAUGCUUGAUCAUCUAUCAACACUUUUACAUGUCCUCCAGUGGCACCCAUUCAUUUGUAUCAAGGGGACCAAGGGAGUGCCAUUACACUAUAAUUUAGGGCCUGGGGAUAAAUGGGUGGGGAACAGUUAUUUAUAACGGGGAAAAUCACUUCCAAAAAUAUCAGAAACUAAAGACUGUAAUGGCCCGAGUCCUAAGUGGCACCAAUGGGUGAGAAUGCUCUUGUCUAAAUGUAGUUUACUACAAUAUGUUAAAGGUCAGCUACGGCUGCUAUAGCUAGGGCUACGAUAGUUCACGCUUCUUAAAUCCUCACAAAAACUUAAGCACAACAACUUUUUAAGAUAGGCUGAUAAGGAAACAACAGACGGAGAAAGGAAACGUGGAAAGGUGCAAAUCCCUCCAUCGAACGUAGCACAGUCACAUGGACCACAAAUUUAUUCUUAUCCUCUCGACAUCGUUUUGGGGGUUUUAAUAGUUACAAAUAAUAUUAUUGUUUAAGUACAACUUCGAAUCCAAGUAGUUGGAAAUAAAAAAAAUGUAUCAAAACGGACGUAACACACAAAACAGUUGCACAACUGAAUUGUGAUGGAGACAAUGGCAAUAAACAUAGGCAUUGAUAUUUCGAGAA
Molecule: messenger RNA, 1671 nt
Organism: Acanthaster planci (crown-of-thorns starfish)
Lineage: Eukaryota; Metazoa; Echinodermata; Asteroidea; Valvatida; Acanthasteridae
Source: RefSeq, a predicted model, not a curated record